Molecule: messenger RNA, 459 nt
Organism: Theileria annulata
Lineage: Eukaryota; Apicomplexa; Aconoidasida; Piroplasmida; Theileriidae
Product: ubiquitin-conjugating enzyme e2, putative
Exons: 2
Coding region: 1-459 (152 amino acids)
Biological process (GO): DNA damage tolerance; protein K63-linked ubiquitination
Cellular component (GO): nucleus
Molecular function (GO): ubiquitin conjugating enzyme activity
Source: RefSeq, a predicted model, not a curated record
AUGGCUUCUAAGCGAAUUCUCAAAGAGACUGAGAGUCUCGCUACUGAUUCUCCCCCUGGAAUCAAGGCGGAAUUAUUUGUUGGAAAUGAUAGGCACUUUAAGAUUCAUAUGCAAGGCCCUGAUUCCACUCCUUAUGAGGGUGGAGUUUAUUUGUUGGAGUUGUUUUUGCCCGAACAUUAUCCUAUGGACCCUCCCAAAGUCCGUUUCCUAACCAGUAUUUACCAUCCAAACAUUGAUAAAAUCGGUCGCAUUUGCCUCGACAUUCUCAAGGACAAGUGGAGUCCUGCUUUACAAAUCAGGACUGUUUUACUAAGCAUUCAGGCCCUUUUAUCGGCUCCUGAGCCUGAUGAUCCUCUUGAUGCUUCUGUUGCAAAUCAUUUCAAAACUGACCGUUUAGGAGCCGAAAAGGUCGCCCGUGAGUGGAACCAGACCUUUGCUGUUUGUAACAAAAUUGAUUAA